This is a messenger RNA of Panthera uncia (snow leopard), 3749 nucleotides long. It is a transcript of the gene VARS2, whose product is annotated as valyl-tRNA synthetase 2, mitochondrial. The transcript has 28 exons. The record is from RefSeq and is a predicted model, not a curated record. Gene Ontology annotation, biological process: valyl-tRNA aminoacylation. Gene Ontology annotation, molecular function: ATP binding; aminoacyl-tRNA deacylase activity; valine-tRNA ligase activity. Bases 427 to 3489 code for a protein of 1020 amino acids. NCBI's taxonomy places the organism in Eukaryota, Metazoa, Chordata, Mammalia, Carnivora, Felidae. Gene Ontology annotation, cellular component: cytosol.
GUGGCUCAGCGCUGUAGAGAUCCACGCGCUGCGACGGGCAGGAAAGCCGGGCAGAGCAGGGCCGGGGGCAGUGGGGGCGGUGUUUGGGCAGGCCGAGAUGGCAAUGAUGAGACUCUCUGCAGGCUCUCGGGCACCCUGAUGUGGACAAUCUCCCAGAAUCCUUGAGUCCAUUCCCCGCCCCGUGCGGUUAUUCACCGUCGCGUAUACACAGGUUGAGGGCAACAAACUCCGACACCAUGCACUCUAGUCCUAACGGGGGAAGCGUCGUGUGGGGGGGGGGGGGGUAGGAGAUAGAAAGCAGGCCAGUGCUAGUAAAAGGCAGGGAAUAAGGAAGACGGUGUGACACCCCACGCCCACCCACCCACGUAUCCUCCUAAUGUGUUCUGUCUGUCUGGAACAGAUCUUGGCCCUUUCCAAGCGCUCCUGAUGCCUCAUAUGCCUCUGGGUUCUUUUCGAUCACCACUCUGGGGGCUGAGGCCGUCACAGGUCUUCCCCAGGUCGUAUCCCCUCUCUACCCAGUCAAAGCCCCAUGGAUCCUCCCUCUCCCGGAGAAACCAUGAAGCCAAGAAGAAGCGCCAGCGAGAAAAGCAGGUGGCGCUGGAGGCUGGGGUAGCCCGGAAGAGCAAGUCACCUGCAGAAUCCAGUAAGUCCUGGACUCCUAAGGAGGUGGUGGUGUAUGAAAUUCCCACAGAACGCGGUGAAAAGAAAGAUGUCUCCCGGGUCCUGCCUCCUGCAUACAGCCCUCGAUAUGUUGAGGCUGCCUGGUACUCUUGGUGGGUGCGAGAGGGCUUCUUCAAACCAGAAUAUCAGACCAAGCUGCCCCAGGCCACAGGAGAGACGUUUUCCAUGUGUAUCCCACCUCCCAAUGUCACUGGCUCCCUACAUAUUGGACACGCACUGACAGUGGCCAUACAGGAUGCCCUGGUGCGCUGGCACCGGAUGUGUGGGGAUCAGGUGCUGUGGGUCCCAGGCUCAGAUCAUGCGGGAAUUGCUACACAAGCUGUGGUGGAGAAGCAACUUUGGAAGGAGCAAGGAGUGAGGAGACAUGAGCUGAGCCGGGAAGACUUCCUUAGGGAGGUGUGGAAGUGGAAGGAGGAGAAAGGUGGAGAGAUCUGUGAGCAGCUCCAAGCUCUGGGGGCCUCCUUGGACUGGGACCGAGAGUGUUUCACUAUGGAUGCUGGCUCCUCAGUGGCCGUGACUGAAGCUUUUGUGCGACUCUAUGAGGCAGGGUUGUUGUAUCGGAACCAGCAGCUUGUCAACUGGUCCUGUGCUUUAAGAUCAGCCAUCUCGGAUAUCGAGGUGGAGAGCCGGCCCCUGCCUGGCCGCACAGAACUUCGUCUGCCUGGCUGCCCCAUCCCUGUGUCUUUUGGCCUCCUUGUUUCUGUGGCCUUCCCUGUGGAUGGAGAACCUGACACAGAGAUCAUAGUAGGAACCACAAGGCCAGAGACAUUGCCUGGAGAUGUGGCUGUGGCUGUUCAUCCUGAUGACUCCCGAUACACACAUCUGCAUGGGCGACAGCUUCGUCACCCCUUGACUGGGCAGCUUCUCCCCCUCGUCACAGACUCUGCUGUUCAGCCACACAUGGGCACAGGGGCGGUGAAGGUGACUCCAGCACAUAGUCUUGCUGAUGCUGAGCUGGGAGCCCGACAUGGCUUGAGCCCUCUGAGUGUCAUUGCAGAGGAUGGAACCAUGACUUCCCUCUGUGGGGAUUGGCUACAGGGUCUUCAUCGAUUUGUGGCCCGGGAAAAGAUUAUGUCUGCACUGAGGGAGCGGGGCGUGUUCCGGGGCCUUCAGAACCACCCUAUGGUGCUUCCUAUUUGCAGCCGUUCUGGGGACGUGGUAGAAUACCUACUGAAGAGCCAGUGGUUUGUCCGCUGCCGGGAGAUGGGGGAUCGAGCUGCCCAGGCUGUGGAGUCAGGAGCUCUGGAGCUCAGUCCCUCCUUCCACCAGAAAAACUGGCAGCACUGGUUUUCCCACAUUGGAGACUGGUGUAUCUCCCGGCAGCUGUGGUGGGGCCAUCAGAUUCCCGCCUACCUGGUUGUAGAAGAGCAAAUGAAGGGUGACAGGGAGGACUGUUGGGUGGUUGGGAGGACAGAGGCCGAGGCCAGAAAAAUAGCUUCAGAGCUGACAGGGAGACCAGCGGCAGAGCUGACCCUGCAGAGGGACCCUGAUGUCCUGGACACAUGGUUCUCUUCAGCUCUUUUCCCCUUUGCUGCCCUGGGCUGGCCCCAAGAGGUGCUUCUUCAUUCCAUGGUUCGGGACAGGCAGGGCCGGAAAAUGAGCAAGUCCCUAGGGAAUGUGUUGGACCCACGAGACAUCAUCAGUGGGGUGGAGCUGCAGGUGCUGCAGGAAAAGCUGAGGGAUGGGAACUUGGACUCUACAGAGCUGGCGAUCGCGGCUGCAGCACAGAGAAAGGACUUCCCUCAUGGGAUCCCUGAGUGUGGGACAGAUGCCCUAAGAUUCACCUUGUGCUCCCAUGGGGCCUUAGGGGGCGACUUGCACCUGUCUGUCUCCGAAGUCCUGAGUUCCCGGCAUUUCUGCAACAAAAUCUGGAAUGCCCUGCGCUUUAUCCUCAAUGCCUUAGGGGAGAAAUUUGUGCCCCAGCCUGCAGAAGAGCUUUCCCCUUCAUCGCCCAUGGAUGCGUGGAUCCUGAGCCGUCUUGCCCAUACUGCCCGGGAGUGUGGGCGAGGCUUCCUUGCCCAAGAGCUCUCACUUGUCACCCAUGCCCUGCACCACUUCUGGCUCCAUAACCUCUGUGAUGUCUACUUGGAGGCUGUGAAGCCGGUGCUGUUGCACUCGCCCCGUCCCCAAGGCCCCCCUCAGGUCCUGUUCUCCUGUGCUGACAUCGGUCUCCGCCUCCUCGCCCCACUGAUGCCCUUCCUGGCUGAAGAGCUCUGGCAGAGGCUGCCCCCCAGGCCUGGAGGCUCCUCUGCCCCUAGCAUCUCUGUUGCCCCCUACCCCACUGCCUGCAGCUUGGAACACUGGCACCAGCCUGAGCUGGAACAGCGCUUCUCCCGGGUCCAAGAGGCCGUGCAGGCACUGAGGGCUCUCCGAGCCAUGUACCAGCUCACAAAGGCCCGGCCCCGAGUGCUGUUGCAGAGCUCAGAGCCUGAAGAGCAAGGCCUCUUCGAGGCCUUUCUGGAACCUCUAGGCACCCUGGGCCACUGUGGGGCUGUGGGCUUCUUACCCCCAGGUGUACUGGCUCCCUCUGGCUGGGCCCAGGCUCCACUCAAUGAUACCAUUCAGGUGUACAUGGAGCUGCAGGGGCUUGUGGACCCCCAGACCCAUCUAUCUCUGCUAGCUGCCCGAAGACACAAGUUGCAAAAGCAGCUUGAUGGCCUCAUGGCCUGGACCCCAUCAGAGCGGGAGACGGAGACUAAAAGGCAGCAGAGGCUUUCUUCCCUCGAGUUGGAAUUGUCGAAGCUGGACAAGGCGGCCUCUCACCUCCGGCAGCUGAUGGAUGCAUGUCCUAACCCCAGAGAGCUCUGAGCUCCAGCUCACUAUAUGGUGGUUUUCUUCUCUUCCUGAUCUGCCUUUGAGGACAGACAGAAUCUAGCAGCUGUCAAGCAUGAUGGAGAUUCUGAGACCUUGUGGCUCACUUCCCAUAUUUCGUAAAUAAGGAAACCGAUUGGUUUGGUCAGUGUCACUGGGUGUCCUCAAGAUGCUCACAUUCCUGCCCAGCCUCCCUCUUAUGCAGUCCUACCUGGAAGUUUAGGAAUGAGAUAAACUUGGUCUUUUUAUUCCUCUUU